CGGUGCGUGUAGUUUGGAACACAUGUGCAGGCGUGCUAGAGAAAGCAAAACAAAUGCUACAAAUUACAUAAGACACAUUAGUGCUAUAGGUGGUUGUCACUGACUGUUAUGGACGGGGUCCGGUGGGUGUUCCGCUGCGGUUCGUGGGUACCGACCCGUUCCGAGUGGACCCUGGCGGCCCGCUGCGUUCAGCCGGAGGAGAAAGAACGAAUCGGGCAGUUCGUGUUCGCUAAAGACGCCAAAUCUGCCAUGGCGGGUCGUCUGAUGAUCAGAAAGCUGGUGUGUGAGAAGAUGGGUUUUGCAUGGGACGGGUUUCGUCUGGAAAGAACCGCACGGGGUAAACCUUUCCUGCCACGGACCUCGUCCACUCCCGGCGUCCCCCAUUGGAACUUCAACGUGUCCCAUCAGGGAGAUUAUGCCGUGCUGGCAGCAGAAGCGGGACGCCAGGUGGGCGUAGAUGUGAUGAAGACCAGCAGACCAGGCAGUAGCUCUGUUCAGGAGUUUUUCCGCAUCAUGAAUCGUCAGUUCACGGAUCUUGAGUGGACGAACAUACGGAAGGCCGGAUCAGACUGGGACCAGCUGGACAUGUUUUAUAGGCACUGGGCGUUGAAGGAGAGUUUCAUCAAAGCGAUUGGCACAGGGCUGGGCUUCGACCUGCAGAGGGUGGAGUUUCACAUCUCACCCAAUCAGAUGCGAGAGGGCCAAGUGUACCAGCUGACACGAAUGUACCUGGAUAAUGAAGAAGAGGACUGGACAUUUGAGGAGAGCUUAUUGGACAAAGAUCAUCACGUCGCCGUGGCGCUGGGAAAGCCAGAUAUCAGCACGUCUGAAGGGGAGGGUGGGACUGUUUGUGAAGCUCCGCCCCUUUCAUUCACACUGUUGAGUUUCAGUGAUCUGGUGUCUAAAGCCACGCCCCUUCUAGAGGAAGACCCCGCCUACUGGGAGAGAUUUCAGAGCAAAAAGGAAGCACCCUCAAGACAAAGUGAACAGCAGUGA
Molecule: messenger RNA, 996 nt
Organism: Carassius carassius (crucian carp)
Lineage: Eukaryota; Metazoa; Chordata; Actinopteri; Cypriniformes; Cyprinidae
Gene: aasdhppt
Product: aminoadipate-semialdehyde dehydrogenase-phosphopantetheinyl transferase
Exons: 7
Coding region: 109-996 (295 amino acids)
Cellular component (GO): cytosol
Molecular function (GO): holo-[acyl-carrier-protein] synthase activity; magnesium ion binding
Source: RefSeq, a predicted model, not a curated record